Fomitiporia mediterranea MF3/22 is the source of this 1107-nucleotide messenger RNA. RefSeq lists its product as uncharacterized. The record is from RefSeq and is a predicted model, not a curated record. Bases 1 to 1107 code for a protein of 368 amino acids. The transcript is spliced from 3 exons. NCBI's taxonomy places the organism in Eukaryota, Fungi, Basidiomycota, Agaricomycetes, Hymenochaetales, Hymenochaetaceae.
AUGCAGUGGCAAACUGUUCCAGUGGACGGCGACGGAACAAAGCUGGGAUAUAUCGACUCCGGAGCACCGCCUACAUCUUCGUAUACAACAGUCGUUCUGGUGCAUGGGCACACUUUCAAUGCACCUGUUUUUUCCCGCCUUUUACCCCUCGCACAGCAGAAUGAUCUUCGUCUGAUUGCUCUUAACCAGCGAGAUUAUGUCAACUCGACACCGUUCGCCGAUGCAGAGCUAGAUAUACUUUCCAGUAAUGAUGAAGUAGCUCACAUGAAUUUCUUUCGCGCAAGAGGCCUUGAAUAUGCAAGAUUCUUGUGUUGGGUUAUCAAGGAAUUGAAUAUCCCGCGUUUGGAUCCUGCCGAGUCGUCCGGUGGUCUUGCGUUUUUGGGCUGGUCGCUCGGCAACCUCACGACUAUCGCGUUUCUCGCGUAUUUGGAUUCCUGUCCGCCGGAGAUCAUUCAAACACUGAAGCCUUAUCUGAAAUCAUUUUUCAUCUAUGGCGCUCCACAUAUGUUCCUUGGAUAUCCUAUCCCUCCGGGUACAUACAAUCCAUUUUAUGUACCAGAGAAUCCUAUGAGGAUCGCCCCGCUCUCCUUCGCAUCAUGGGUAUCAGCGUACUACAAGCAUCCGGCUGAUUCCGAAUCGGGCUCUACUGUUACUCCGGACGCCUUCAUACAGCACGAACCAGAGAAACAUUAUCGUCCCUGUACAACUGAUACGAUGUCAACCGACGAGCUUUCGAUGACGCUCGACUUGACGCCAAACGCUCGCUCCGAGAGAUUCUACUUUGACAUGUCGUUUCCUAUGCUGCACAAUAUGCUCGAGAAAGCCUUACUCGGUGCGAACAAUAGCCCACUCCCAAACAUGAAAGUAUACUAUAUUUUCGGUCUUGAGGAUAUCUGGCUCAUUCAUUGGGCUGCCGUCGAGUUCAAGAAGGACCUUGCGAAGUGGGAAGACGAGAGGAAGGAUCCAAGGCCGAUAAAGGUCAUUCCAGUUGCUGAAGCAAACCAUUUCGUAAGUUGUGACACAGGUAUUAUUGGAAGUCUUAGUUGUUUACUCAUGUUAUACCAUGGCAGAUACAUUGGGACGACCCCAAGGGUUUCUUGGACCUGA